UUAAUGUCUGAGAGCAGGUGUUUUUCGCUCAGCUGAAAACUUACCAUCAUAUCAUAUUUGAAGAAGCGAGCAUACUGAAAACGCAUAUUUUUGUGUAGCAUAUACUUUCUUCGGCCAUUUCAAUUUCAAUUCUUAAUGGCUUAUCACUCUAAAGCCACUGCUCUGGUUCUUUUGGUCCUCUGGGUGACCUUCACUUGUCCCCAGUUGGCCUCUGCCGGAGAGGAUGAGGACGAGGACGAGGAUGGACUGUGCAAGAGUGACAUGGAGUGUGAGUGGUGGGCCACUUAUGUGGUCAAGAGUGACAAACACAUGUGUUGUGAUGGACACUGUAAAGAGACAUGUCUCAGCGACGCGGCCCUCAUUCUGCUGUUCGUGGUGCUUCCAUGUGUUGGCUGCAUCCUCUGUGUCGGCAGCAUCACAGGCGGAAUCAUGUAUGCAAUCAAACUGGGCAACAAGAAACAGCAAGUUCAAGUAGUUGCCGGACCCACUGUUGGACACCCAGUCAACUUCCAAUACCCAGCUCCCUACCUGGUGCCCGGCUACAGCAUGCACCAGCACCCUCCCCCCGGGUACAUGGAACCAUUCACUCCCGUGGAGUCAAAUCAGCCAGGGUUCAAAAACUACUGAAAAUUGAAAAACAAACUUCUAUUUUGCUAUAAUAAGUAUUUUUGACGGUUCUGAUGUUUUCUUUCACUGUGAAUGAUUUUGAACAAGAGCGAAGUC
Molecule: messenger RNA, 723 nt
Organism: Symsagittifera roscoffensis
Lineage: Eukaryota; Metazoa; Xenacoelomorpha; Acoela; Convolutidae
Exons: 4
Coding region: 136-627 (163 amino acids)
Source: RefSeq, a predicted model, not a curated record